AUGGCUCUUCAGGACGUGUGCAAGUGGCAGGCCCCCGACACUCACGGACCAUCCGUUCGCUUGCCUCAGGCCAGUGGCUGGGCUGUACCCCGGGGCUGCAACCCUCAAACCUUCCUGCAGACCCAUGGUCCCAGGCUGGCUCACGGCACCACCACUCUGGCUUUUCGCUUCCGUCAUGGUGUCAUCGCUGCGGCUGAUACGCGUUCCUCCUGCGGCAGCUAUGUGGCAUGUCCAGCCUCACGGAAGGUCAUUCCUGUGCACCAGCAUCUCCUGGGUACCACCUCUGGAACCUCUGCUGACUGUGCCACGUGGUACCGCGUGCUACGCCGGGAGCUGCGGCUUCGGGAACUGAGGGAAGGCCGGCUGCCCAGUGUGGCAGGCACAGCCAAACUCUUGUCAGCUAUGAUGUCCCGCUAUCGCGGUCUGGAUCUAUGUGUGGCCACCGCCCUGUGUGGCUGGGACCACUCUGGCCCCGCUCUCUUCUAUGUCUACAGUGAUGGCACCUGUCUGCAGGGGGAUGUCUUCUCCGUGGGCUCCGGAUCUCCCUAUGCCUACGGCGUGCUCGACCGCAGCUACCGCUACGACAUGACCAUCCAGGAAGCCUACACCCUGGCCCGCUGUGCUGUGGCCCAUGCCACCCACCGUGACGCGUAUUCAGGGGGCUCAGUGGACCUUUUCCACGUGCGGGAGAGUGGAUGGGAGUAUGUAUCCCGCACUGAUGCCUGCGUGCUGUAUAGGGAACUGCGGGAAGCCGGGGCCUUGGAGCAGGAGCAGGAGCAGGAGGCGAAAGCUACUGAAGUCCAUCCUGAGGCCGCCACGCCACAACAUGCUCGAGACAGUGGAGAGGAGGUGACACCAGAAGACUGCAAGAUAAUAGUGAAGACGGAAACAAUGUAA
Apodemus sylvaticus (European woodmouse) is the source of this 897-nucleotide messenger RNA. RefSeq names its product proteasome subunit beta 11 (gene Psmb11). The record is from RefSeq and is a predicted model, not a curated record. Lineage: Eukaryota; Metazoa; Chordata; Mammalia; Rodentia; Muridae. Gene Ontology annotation, cellular component: proteasome core complex. The transcript has a single exon. Gene Ontology annotation, molecular function: threonine-type endopeptidase activity. The coding region runs from base 1 to 897 and encodes 298 amino acids.